AUGAACAUUGCGGUAGCCAUUAGGUCAGCGAGAAGUUACCACCGCCACAGCCGCCACCACUCUCUGAGCUUGUUCUCUCCGCCUGCGAAACCGCCACGCCUCGGCCGGAGAACCCCUGGAGCUGUCUCGUUCAGGAACUCGGCGACUCAGAGCAGCAGACAGCAGGAGAGUGAAGACGACAGCAGCAGCAGCAACAACAACAGCAACGACAUGGAUAAAAGGAAGGAAGAAGAAGACGACAAUCCCACAGUGAUCAAAACCGGGGACGUGAUGGCGCAUUCGUUUGGGGAAGGGUACUCGACGAGGAGUGACGAGGAAGGGUUCGGGGGGAUAUAUGGAGGCAACGACUCUUGCAAGGUCAGGAAGGCCAAGGACAUCGACGAGGAUCACCCUGAGUACGACAAGUCGCAGGGAAGUGAAGUGAAAGAGAAGGAGAAGGCGCGACAUCAGCACACCGUCGACUCGUGAAUCUCGCAAGCAGAAGAUGCAAGCUCUAGCCUUUCAGCUUACUAUAAAUGAAUCUGUGAACAUGUUGAACCAAAUGUUGUUUUGUUGCUAGUAAGGUUUAGUGUUUUGUUGCUGGGAAUCUCUUCAGGUUCUCCUGACUCUGAUACUUCUGGCAUCUCCGUCUCUUCCUCGGCGUUAUGUUUAAAAGCAGCUCCUAAUUUAGGCAGUGAUUUGGUCGA
Eucalyptus grandis is the source of this 686-nucleotide messenger RNA. RefSeq lists its product as uncharacterized. The record is from RefSeq and is a predicted model, not a curated record. The transcript is spliced from 3 exons. The coding region runs from base 1 to 468 and encodes 155 amino acids. NCBI's taxonomy places the organism in Eukaryota, Viridiplantae, Streptophyta, Magnoliopsida, Myrtales, Myrtaceae.